AUGAGUGUCUGUAUCUUUGAGGACAGUCGGGUCAACAAGGUCGUUAAGAGUUCGCCAGACGAUGGGUGUACCAAACGAGAUAAACUUCUUUGCCGCAACAUGCAUAGUUUGCAUGGGACUCAACCUCGUGAUUGGGAUCAUCGUAAUCCUCUGGAGCCCAUGUCGUGUCGGGAUACAAGGGUAUGGUAUGGUAUGCGCGUGCUCUCGGCCAAUGUCGUUAAUCUUGAAGUCCGCGGAGGCGAAGACGAAGAACUUCCCGUCUUGGCAAAAACAUUUCCAAAAAAGCAUCCCGAAGCCCUUCAACUUGUGCCAAGGGAGAGCACCGCUUCCAUUACUCGCGACAGGUAA
Fusarium poae is the source of this 348-nucleotide messenger RNA. RefSeq lists its product as uncharacterized. The transcript is spliced from 2 exons. Bases 1 to 348 code for a protein of 115 amino acids. Lineage: Eukaryota; Fungi; Ascomycota; Sordariomycetes; Hypocreales; Nectriaceae. The record is from RefSeq and is a predicted model, not a curated record.